GAGGAGGAGGAGGUGGAGGUGAUAUUUAAGCCAGUGGUAAACUCUCUCCUCAUCCAUCUCUGCCUUGACUCUCUCUCCCUCGCCACCGCAUCCAACACCGACGAAGGACGCCGUCCAUCAGAACUCAGUCUCCCCACGUCUCAUCGCAGCAGCAGCAGCAACGCGGAGAUGCCUGACACAAUCAUGUCCAAGGAGCCCACUUCCAACCUGGAAAGUGCCAUGCAGAUGCUCAUCAAAACCUUCCACAAGUACUCGGGGAAGGAAGGCGACAAGUACACGCUCAGCAGGGCGGAGCUGAAGGAGCUGCUGCUGGAGGAGCUGGGCAGUUACUUAGGGCACUCCAAAGAUAACGAGACGGUGGAAAAGAUCAUGACCGACUUGGACGCCAACAACGACGGCGAGGUGGACUUCACCGAGUUCAUCAUCCUGAUGGGCGCCCUGACGGUGGCCUGCAACGACUUCUUUCUGGAGUUCAAGACGGACGACAAGCCCACGGGCGGCGAGGCGGCGGAGUAGAGUCACUGAGUCAGGGAGAGGGGGCUGAUGGAACGGAACGGGGAGGGAAGGGGGGGGGGGGGGGGUUGUAAAUCAGACGAGAGGAGGAGGCGGAUGAAUUUUUCUGUCUUACGCAACGUUUCAACAACACACAAGAGUACCGUGCAAAAGUCUGAACCGUGGUAUCGAACACAUACUGUACACUUUGUAGGAUCACACUAAAUACAGGCCAUAUACCAAAUAAAGCACAUACAGAGGCGGCACAGUAUUCACCAAGGUGGGGCUUUGGUGAGAAUCCACAUACAAGUGCAGGUUGACUUCCUUUAGAGAUACUCUAUUUAGUCCAGACAGGCUGGCCCAAAGGUUCUGACUCGGGACGAAGAGAAGAGCAUAGAUCUUUGAUAAGCAUUCCUAAAGUCGCUCCGGAAAAACAAAAGAGAGCUGUGGCCAUAUAAAUGAUCUUUGACCAGCAUUUUUACAGUAAGUUCAUAAAAACAGGUCAUAUAACGGAUCUUUGACAAGUGUUUUUGCAGCAGAAUACUCUGAUCACAUAAAAUAUCUUCAGAAGAUUCUGGUCCUGUCAUACAGAGGAUCUUUGAUUCGGAUUUUUUGAAAGCCGAUUACUAAAAACAGCAGAUCGUUCCUGUCAAAUCUUUGACUACAAUUUUUGAAAUAGAUCAUUUACAGCAGCAGACCACUCCUGUCAAUAUUUACAUAUCAUAGGUCUACAUAUUACAGGUGAUCUUUGACCAGCGCUUUUGCAGGCGAUUCCUAAAAACAGCAAAGCACUCAAUUUUUGACAUGUGUCACAUAAAGGAUUUUUGACAAGCUUUUCCCCCCUAAACACAGCAAAGUGUCCUGUCAUAAAGAGGAUCUUUGAUUGGCAUUUUUUAACCUGAUUACUAAAAACAGCAGAGCAUUCCUGUUAGUUUUAGUAUCUUUGACUACAAUGUUUGCAAACCCCUCCUGUCUAUAUUUACAUAUCUAUAUGUUUCCACAGUAUGUAUAUUACAGUAGAUUUUUGAGAAGCGGUUUUGCAGUCGAUUCCUAAAAACAGCAAAGUACUCCUGUUUACACAGAUGAUUUUUCACUCGUGUGUUCUCUUGUCACAUAAAGGAUCUCUGACAAGCCUUUUCCCCCUAAAAACAGCAGAGUGGUCCUGUCAUAAAAAGGAUCUUUGACUGGCAUUUUUUAAGCUGAUUACUAAAAACAGCAGAGCAUUCCUGUCAGAUAUAGUAUCUUUGAAUACAAUGUUUGCAAACCCCUCCUGUCUAUAUUUACAUAUCUAUAUGUUUCCACAGUAUGUAUAUUACAGUAGAUUUUUGAGAAGCGGUUUUGCAGUCGAUUCCUAAAAACAGCAAAGUACUCCUGUUUACACAGAUGAUUUUUCACUCGUGUGUUCUCUUGUCACAUAAAGGAUCUCUGACAAGCCUUUUCCCCCUAAAAACAGCAGAGUGGUCCUGUCAUAAAAAGGAUCUUUGACUGGCAUUUUUUAAGCUGAUUACUAAAAACAGCAGAGCAUUCCUGUCAGAUAUAGUAUCUUUGAAUACAAUGUUUGCAAACCCCUCCUGUCUAUAUUUACAUAUCUAUAUGUUUCCACAGUAUGUAUAUUACAGUAGAUUUUUGAGAAGCGGUUUUGCAGUCAGUUCCUAAAAACAGCAAAGCACUCCUGUUUACACAGAAGAUUUUUGACUCGUGUGUUCUCCUGUCACAUAAAGGAUCUCUGAAAAGCCUUUUUCCCUUAAAAACAGCAGAGUGGUCCUGUCAUAAAGAGGAUCUUUGACUGGCAUUUUUAAAGCUGAUUACUAAAAACAGCAGAGCAUUCCUGUCAGAUAUAGUAUCUUUGAAUACAAUGUUUGCAAACCCCUCCUGUCUAUAUUUACAUAUCUAUUUGUUUCCACAGUAUGUAUAUUACAGUAGAUUUUUGAGAAGCGGUUUUGCAGUCAGUUCCUAAAAACAGCAAAGCACUCCUGUUUACACAGAUGAUUUUUCACUCGUGUGUUCUCCUGUCACAUAAAGGAUCUCUGAAAAGCCUUUUUCCCUUAAAAACAGCAGAGUGGUCCUGUCAUAAAGAGGAUCUUUGACUGGCAUUUUUAAAGCUGAUUACUAAAAACAGCAGAGCAUUCCUGUCAGAUAUAAUAUCUUUGACUACAAUGUUUGCAAACCCCUCCUGUCUAUAUUUACAUAUCUAUAUGUUUCCACAGUAUGUAUAUUACAGUAGAUUUUUGAGAAGCGGUUUUGCAGUCCAAUUCCUAAAAACAGCAAAGCACUCCUGUUUACACAGAAGAUUUUUGACUCGUGUUUUCUCCUGUCACAUAAAGGAUCUUUGACAAGCUUUUCUUUCCCUGAAACCCUAAAAAUAGCACACGGCUCCUGUCGUAAAUAUCUUUUCUAUCUUAAAAAAAUAUAUAUCUUAAAAACAGCAGGUUGCUCCUCUCAUUUUGAGGAUCUUUGACUAGCGUAUUUUGUUUUUGUUGGUCUUGAUGGACGUCUGCGUGAUAAUAGCAUUACUACCACCAGUGCUUUUACACAGUACCCUGCCCAGAGCCACAAACACAAGGGUCAGUGAACGCAACAUGUGUGUUUUUCACAAACACAUGGGUCAGUGAACGCAACACGUGUGUUUUUCAGAGCUUUAUGCAGCAUUCAUCGACGCAUCACAGAGGCUUUUUGACUCCCUGCUACUCUAAAUGUUUCUUCAACAAAAAAUGGCAGUGAGAAGAAAUUAAAUUAUAGGGAGGGGGUGAGAAUUCCUGUGAAUACAAAUGUAAUAUUAAAUCAGUUUAUUAUAUUAUUGCCUUCAACAGUGGAAUGUUUUUUCCUCCUUCUCUGUGCGCCUAUUUUGUAAUCUUUUUUUUCGUUUUUGGUAAUGAC
This is a messenger RNA of Doryrhamphus excisus (bluestripe pipefish), 3369 nucleotides long. Its product is annotated as protein S100-A1. NCBI's taxonomy places the organism in Eukaryota, Metazoa, Chordata, Actinopteri, Syngnathiformes, Syngnathidae. Gene Ontology annotation, molecular function: calcium ion binding; calcium-dependent protein binding. Gene Ontology annotation, cellular component: cytoplasm. The record is from RefSeq and is a predicted model, not a curated record.